AAGGAGGAUCUGGUAACCUGCCAAACGUCACGACUUCGGGGCCGGCGCCAAGAUCUGAAAUGACCUAUAGACCACCCUCCAGGACGGGGAGGGCACCACAUGCUGUCAGGACCAGGGCUAAAGGGCCGGUGAGCCCCGAAGAACCGGCGAAGGAUGUUCCCGAGCCGAGUGGAGAGAAGGAGGUAGUGGACGUUCCAAAAGAGCAGGAUGAUGAAGAUGAUAGGUUAAGAAAAGAAGAGGAUGAGAAGGCCGAGCAGAGGGCCAAGAAGAGAGGUGUCAAGCCGGAUACGGACAAGGCACAGGAAGUGAAGAAGAAGAAGAAGUACGCCGUUCGAGUAGAAGAGGGGUACGAUGUAGAGGAAAUAAUGGACAAAAUCCUUGAGGGUCAUAAUCACCUUAUGAACGUGAAGGACGUACUAGCCUCAGCGCUUAGGCUCAGGGAUGAGCUAAGGGCGCGACUAUCCAGGAAGAUGGUGGCCAGUGUGCAACUAGGGACUAUAAUCCCUAAGGAGGCUGAGUGGGCUGAAACGGGUACUAAGAUGGACUGGAAGUCUGUUGCCUGUGACUGCCUCGACGUUGUGGUAAAAGGGAAGACAUGCACCGUAAUGGUGGACAGUGGAGCGGAAAUGAACAUCAUAAAGGAGGAACAUGCCGUACGACUGGGAGUGGAGAUAGACCGCUCUGACAACGGGGUUUUGAUGGGGGCCAAUAGCCGAUCGAUAUUCAUUGGGACCACGUCGUCAGUGAUAUUGGAAAUUGGAAAGGUGAAAAUAUUCGACUUCGAGUUGGAGCGCAUUCCAGGGAAUAAGAAUAGGGCGGACGGGCUGAGCCGAGUCGACUGGGACAAGAACAAUCAAGGAGUGAUCGAGGAUGCUCCACCAGUCGACGGGUUCUUGGACAACGAGGAGGAUGUGAGACUUCACAUCAACUCCUGGGCAUUGGCCGUAGGUAAGUGUGUUACUCCCGGACGACCUGUAUGGCUUGCGCCUCCAGGACAUGCACGACGGUCAGACUUGGUCCUCAAACCGUAUAUUGAAGAAGAUUCUAAGGGAAUGUCGGACGUAGAUUGGAUGAUGGAGUUGGCCUUGGCAGGCAAGUACCAACUGCAUGAGGACUCACUUACGAUUGAGGAUGAGGUGCUGCAGGUAGGCAAGCAGGAGAAGACGAUAGGUGGGGUAUAUCUGCUGGCAAAUGCGCUGCUUCAGGAGGAGGCAGUCAGGAAUACGGUGCUAGACCAGGAAGAGGUGGUAGAGCCAGGAGAAGGCGACAAUGUGAUCCAUGAGAGGGGAGACGACGAUUUUGAGGAAGUAGAGAUCAAGGAAGCAUUUCAAGCAGAGGAAUAUGAGGGAGUAUACCUUGAACUCGGCAUGCUUCUUUCGUGUGAGAUGAGGGAAAGGGAUGCUUGCGCAAGAGUUCUGAAGAUGAGGCCAAGUUUCCUGAUGGUCGACGACUACUAUAAGUCUUGUGUACCAUGCCAAGAACGGUCUGCUCUAAGACCUAGAGAGCUGCUCCACCCAAGGUAUGUUCGUGAGGUUGGAGCCGUCGUACACUUGGACCUGUUGACAAUGUCGUUGGGAAUAGGGAGCUACAACUUCAUCUUUAAUGCGCGGGACAACCUCUCUGGGUUUGUGGAUGGCAGGUCCAUUCGCACGAAGACUGGCGAGAUGCUGGCUUGGUGCAUUGAAGAGUAUUAUCUUCGCUAUCCCUUUGUUUCCAGGUUUGUGAUGGAUAGGGGGUCUGAAUUCACAUGUGCGGAAGUAAAGGCUCUAUUGAAGAAGUAUGGGGUCAUCGCUGAGUACACUACUGCAGCACACCCCCAGGCCAAUGCACCUGUGGAGAGAGGACACAACACCAUCACGAACCUUCUUGCUAAAUGGACCGAUGGCAGGCCCAACCAGUGGCCGAACUUCCUAAUGGUCGCUUUCUUCGUGGACAACAUCACCGUCAGAAGGAGCACCGACUACGCGCCGGCUACGCUAUGGUAUGACCGACAUACCACGUUUCCUAUCGAGAGCUUCCUGAAGACCUGGAGGCGACAGGACCUCGAGACGGAUUUGACCUUUGAGGAACUGCUGGAUUUGAGAGCACGUCAGAUCGGCGCUAUUGAGGACAGGAUUGAGGAAGCAGCAAGUAGGACAGCCGAUAGCCGUACCAAGGACAAGUUCCGAUGGGAUAAGAUGACGGCAGCUAUGCCAAGAGGGAGGGGAGGGGCAGAGCCAGUGGAAACCCCCUUGGGGGCAACCCGACAGAGGGCGAAAAUGGGGACCAGGAGAGAGGACAGGCCUCCAGUCUUCCAGGGAGGGAACAUUGAGUUGUUCCUGAUGGAGUUCGAAAGGCAUGCUCGAGAGUUCGGAUGGGACGGCACCAGGAUGUUGAGGGAGGUGCGAGGCAUAGGCGAGUGGGCAGACCCUAUUGUGAAGAUGGUCAGAGAGUCGUUAACCUGGCAGGAUUUUCAGCGGAGAAUGGAGGGUUUGCAUCCGUCACCACUGGGAAGGGAUGGACAGCCCAUUCAUUUCGACUCCACUAACCUGGGGGAGUUCCUAUGGGCCUAUGAUCGGUAUGCAGAUGAGCUCGAUAUCCCAGGAGAGCAGAGGGUGGGGAGCUUCCUUCUGUUCGUGAGGCACCAUAUCAGGCCCUUCGUUCGAUCUAUCGUGGCAUCUGCCAAGAACUGGGGGCACUGCAAGAAGCUGUUGUGGAACUAUUAUACUCCAGCUCGUCAGGCAGAUGAGAGAAGAGGUAUGAAAAAUAGAAGAAGGGAAUCAGAGGCAGAGGAAAGGGCGACAUUUGAACAGGGCGCAUCAUCAGGGACUCAGAGGGGGGAGAGGAGGAAGGAGCACAAGUCCCACCGGCAUGAGAGAGCGGGAGGGUCCAGUGGUCCAGGUGUGCCUCCGCAACCGACUCAGAGGGAGAUGGAUUGUCUUAUGCCUGACGCAGAACCAGACAUUCCUCACGAGCCACAUGCGCAAGAGCUGAAGGAGGAACAGUCUUCACAGGAGAAGGAGCUGGACAGGCAGGAAAGAGCGGCAAGGGAACAGAAGAUCAGGACUCAGCUCCAAAUGAAGAACCUGGCAGAGCUGCAUGAGAGGGUGCAGCAAGGGAAAGAGCCUGAGGAGGUGGAGGAUAGAAAGGGUAAAGGUACUUGCACUCAGGAAGAGGACCCUCCUCUGUUUUCAGAGGUCUGGAUGAGUUUCGACAAGUUAAUGGAUGUUGCAGGAAGGACAGGAGGACACCAUCAGGAGAUGGGGGUUAAGUUGGUCUCGACAGACCUGCUCAACCUAAGGGGCGUAAUGAAGGAAGGCUUCACUGCAGCCAAGGCAUCAGAUCAGAAGAUUGGGGACAGACUGACGAAGGUGGCACAGAAGGCCUAUGGCCAGAAAGUGGAUUGGGAGAGAGAAGUUGAGGACCUGAAGAAGGAGCUGGGAAGGCAAGGUAAAAAGUUGGAAGCAGUAAAGGUGGAGACGGAGAAAGUUUGGGAUGAGAAUGAGAUCAUCAGGCAAGUCAAUCAGACCCUCAACAGGGUCACUGACGCUCUGAGGGCCUACCUAUGCGCUCAACAAAUCUCCUUUCACGCGAAAGAGGCGAAGUGGGAGAAGAGGAUUCAAGACCUCGAGGCCAAGUAUGCACAGCAGACUCCCAUGAGAGUGGUGGAUUGGACAGAGAUCCAAAGGUUUGAAGGGUGAGGAGAUCUCUCUGAUCGACAAAGAGAUGUUGGAACAAUCAGGAGCGCUAGCGAAGAAGGGCAUAGAGGCCGGAGAGUUUUAGUGGAGAUUGCCAGCUGGC
Chara braunii is the source of this 3780-nucleotide messenger RNA. The record is from the annotation of a GenBank genome assembly. NCBI's taxonomy places the organism in Eukaryota, Viridiplantae, Streptophyta, Charophyceae, Charales, Characeae.